AUGAUGGCGCGUGCACACAUACACUCCCCCAUCUUCAUCUCUGUCGGGGCCACGCGGGGACCCUGGGCGCUCAUACCCGACAUUGACAAAGCGCUCUGGGUGUUUUUUGGCUCUCUUUGCGCCCCUCACCUGCCCCCACAGCUACCUUCUCUCCACUUCAUCAAAUCCACAGCAAAAGCCCCAAACACGGAGCAGGGGAUCCAUCAACUUCCCGCGCAGAGAGACGAUGUCAUCAGUGAGGGACGUCUCCAGGGGGAGAAAGCGGUGGACCUGAUGUGUGGCAGCAGUGUUUCUCCCAGGGCAGACGUGGCCUUCCAUCUGAAUCCUCGAGUGAAGAAGAAGCGUGUGGUGUGUAACUCUCUGGUGCAGGAGCCACAAAUCCACAAGGUCAUGCCUCUGAGACCAGGAGAGGCCUUCGAGCUGCUCAUCCUGGUCCUCAGCCACCAGAGUGUAUGUCUUUUGUCUAUAGCUGUCAUGUUGAAAUAUUAA
Knipowitschia caucasica is the source of this 489-nucleotide messenger RNA. Lineage: Eukaryota; Metazoa; Chordata; Actinopteri; Gobiiformes; Gobiidae. The record is from the annotation of a GenBank genome assembly.